Molecule: messenger RNA, 4853 nt
Organism: Hyla sarda
Lineage: Eukaryota; Metazoa; Chordata; Amphibia; Anura; Hylidae
Product: zinc finger protein 420-like
Exons: 15
Coding region: 16-3495 (1159 amino acids)
Biological process (GO): regulation of transcription by RNA polymerase II
Molecular function (GO): DNA-binding transcription factor activity, RNA polymerase II-specific; RNA polymerase II cis-regulatory region sequence-specific DNA binding
Source: RefSeq, a predicted model, not a curated record
CUGUCUACGGGUCACAUGUACUACAGUACAAUACCAGCGGUACCGAAGUCUGAGCGAUGCUAUGCCGAAGAGGGAGUGUCUCCAAUCACCGCUGUAGAUUAUACCGACCGCCAUUAUACCGGAGACCAGCGUGAGUCACUUCCUGUUCUCCUGGAGGCUCCGCCCCUUCUGGUGACAUCACACCAGGAAGCAGCAGUGGACAGUGAGGAGAGGAGUUGUAGUUCCUGGAGAUCACCCUGGAGUUGUUCUGGACUCUCACAGAUAAAGGUGAUGGAGGAGGAGAGAGACAUCAUGGCUGCCAGGAUACUAGACCUCACCCUAGAGAUCAUCCACCUGAUCACCGGAGAGGACUACACAGUAGUGAAGAAGUCGUCUGAGUGUGUGACCCCCCGUGUGUCAGGAGGAUCGGGCACCACCCAAAGCCCCACCCCCGAGGAUCCUCAUUCACUGAUACAUGAGCAGAAGAUCCUAGAACUGACAACCAGGAUCACUGAGCUGCUGACUGGAGAGGUUCCUAUAAGGUGUCAGGACGUCACUGUCUAUUUCUCCAUGGAGGAGUGGGAGUAUGUAGAAGGACACAAGGAUCAGUACCAGGACGUCAUGAUGGGGGAUCACCGGCCCCUCACAUCACCAGACGGGUCCGGUCAGAGGAAUCCACCAGAGAGAUGUCCCCGUCCUCUAUAUCCCCAGGAUUGUCCAGAGGAGACGCAGAAUGUCCCCCCGGAUCAUCAGGAAAGUGACAGUGUAAUAAAGAGUGAAGAGGUGCACCAUGUAUUGGUGUCCGAGAAUGACUGGAUGAUAGGCUCCCACGGACACCUCCUUCUAUCUCCCUGUUAUGAAGCAGAAGAGAAUCCAUCACUGAUUAGCAAGAAAGGAAGAGGACGUAGACUUCCUAAAGUUUUUGGAUGUUUCGAAUGUGGUAAACGUUUCAAUCGAAAAUCGAAUCUCAUGGGACACCUAAGAAUUCACACAGGGGAGAAGCGGUUUUCGUGUUUGGAUUGCGGAAAAUGCUUUAUGCUUAAGAGUCAUCUUGAGAGACAUCAAAGAAUUCACACAGGGGAGAAGCCGUUUUCGUGUCGGGAAUGUGGGAAAUGCUUUACUCGUAAAGAUUAUCUUGAGCAGCAUCAGCAAAUUCACACAGGAGGGAAGUCAUUUUCAUGCGUGGAAUGUGGAAAAUGCUUUAUGCAUAAACAUUCUCUUGAGAAACAUCAGUUAGUUCACUCGGGCCAGAAGCCGUUUUUAUGUCCUGAAUGUGGGAAAUGUUUCGGUCGGAAAGCAUACCUUAUGGAACAUCUAAGAACUCACAUAGGGGACAAGCCGUUUUCAUGUUCUGAAUGUGGGAAAUGUUUUAUGCUUAAAGGUCAUCUUGAAAGACACCAGAGAAUCCACUCAGGAGAGAAGCCAUUUUCAUGUGCAGAAUGUGGAAAGUCCUUUACACGUAAAGAUUAUCUGGAGCAACAUCAGAGAAUUCACACAGGGGAGAAGCCAUUUUCAUGUCAGGAAUGUGAGAAAUGUUUUUUGCAUAAACGUUCUCUAGAGAAACAUCAGAUAACUCACUCAGGGGAGAAACCUUUCUUAUGUCCUGAAUGCGGGAAAUAUUUUAGUCAGAAAUCAUAUCUUAUGGAACAUCUAAGAACUCAUAUAGGGGAGAAGCCAUUUUUAUGUUCAGAAUGUGGGAAAUGUUUUGUGUGCAAAGCUCACCUUGAGAGACAUCUGCUAAUUCACUCAGGACAGAAGACUUUUUCAUGUGGCGAAUGUGGAAAAAGCUUUAUGCGUAAAGAUUAUCUGGAAAAACAUCAGAUGAUUCACACAGGGGAGAAACCUUUUUCGUGCCCUGAAUGUGGGAAAGGUUUUACAUACAAAUCAGUCCUUAUAAAACACCUGAGAAUUCACACAGGGGAGAAGCCAUUUUCGUGCCCUGAAUGUGGGAAAUGUUAUAACCAGAAAUCUGCUCUAGUGUAUCAUCUAAGAACUCACACAGGGGAGAAGCCGUUCUCAUGUUCAGAAUGUGGGAAAUGUUUUCUGCUCAAACGUCUUCUCGAGAGACAUCAGAGAAUUCACACGGUAGAAAACAUUACGAAGGUCCUUACGGAGCGAGGACAGUAUUUAUCCUUUCCUGGAUUGUGCGGUGGUGCGGGACCUGGGGUCAGACGCUGGAGGUUCCUUAGAUCCAGGACUCUCACAGACCUAGCAGCCACAGCAAGCCGAAUAAUCACUAACCCUCCAAGAAUGGAGAAGAACAGAGACAUCAUGGCUGCCAGGAUACUAGACCUCACCAUAGAGAUAAUCUACUUCAUAACUGGAGAGGAUUACACAGUAGUAAAGAAGUCAGGAGGAUCGGGCACCACCCAGAACCCCAUCACAGGUCCUCCACCUUAUUCACUGAUACAUGAGCAGAAGAUCCUAGAACUGACCACCAGGAUCACUGAGCUGCUGACUGGAGAGGUUCCUAUAAGGUGUCAGGACGUCACUGUCUAUUUCUCCAUGGAGGAGUGGGAGUAUGUAGAAGGACACAAGGAUCAGUACCAGGACAUCAUGAUGGGGGAUCACCGGCCCCUCCCAUCACCAGACGGGUCUGGUCAGAGGAAUCCACCAGAGAGAUGUCCCCGUCCUCUAGAUCCCCAGGAUUGUCCAGAGGAGACGCAGAAUGUCCCCCCGGAUCAUCAGGAAAGUGAUGGUGGAGGAACAAGUGGAUUUGAGUACCAUAUAUCAGAGCCAGUGGAUGGUGACGACUGUAUGGGAGGCUCCAAUGGAAACCUCCUUUUUUUCCCCAUUUAUGAGGAAGCACAUAAUCUAUCAUGGGCUGAAAAGAAAAAUGAACAUAAAAUUUUCGCAUGUCCUGAAUGCGGGAAAUGUUUCACUCGGAAAUCAUAUCUUACGGAACAUGUAAGAACUCACACAGGGGAGAAGCCGUUUUCAUGUUCAGAAUGUGAAAAAUGUUUUAUGCUUAAAGGUCAUCUCGAGAGGCAUCAGAGAAUCCACACAGGCGUGAAGCCAUUUUCGUGCCCGGAAUGCACAAAAUGCUUUACGCGUAAAGAUUACCUUGAACAACAUGAGCGAAUUCACACCGCCAAGAAACCGUAUUCAUGUAUGCUAUGUGGAAAAUUUUUUAAGCAUAGAUAUUCUCUUGAGUACCAUCACAUAACUCACACAGGGGAGAAGCCGUUUUCAUGCCCUGAAUGUGGGAAAUGCUUUAGUCUUAAAUCCUACCUCGUGGAACAUCUAAAAACCCACACAGGGGAAAAGCCAUUUUUAUGUUCAGAAUGUGGGAAAUGCUUUGUGAGUAAAGGUCAUCUUGAGAGACAUCAGAGAAUCCACUCGGGGGAGAAGCCGUUUUCAUGUAUGGAAUGCGGGAAGCGAUUUAUGCGUAAAGAUUAUCUGGAGAAACAUGAGCGGAUUCACACAGGAGAGAAGCCAUUUUCAUGUCAGGAAUGUGGGAAAUGUUUUACCCAUCAAUCAAGUCUUGUGUAUCACCUAAGAACUCAUAGAAUGUAGAAGAUAUGUUCAUGUUCUGAAUGUGGCAAAUGUUUUUUUUGUUUUUUGUUUGUAUAACUGUGGUUCUUGAGAGAAACAGUGAAGUCACACGGACAAGAAUCCAUUUUAAGGUUUGGAUUGUAAGAAAUGUGGCCUAUGUGGCGCUUUAUUGUAGGACCAAUGGGACAGUGGCGUAAGUAGAAGAAAAGCGGCAAAUAUCGGGCCUCCUAUUAUGGAGUGGGAUUUGUUUAUUUUCUCUUUGCUUUCCAUGACCCAUUGGUCAGUACCUCUCUCCACUAUUUGCUGACAAUGCAGUUCCCUGGAGAGAGGAGUCUGCACAGUUUCUUACCAAUAGAGAAAGAAAUGGGACCAACCAAGAUGGGGCCCCCUCUCUCCAAGGGGCCCAUAACAGCCGCAUGGUCUGCCACUAUGGUACCUAAGAUCUUAAAGGGGUACUCCGGUGGAAAACAAUUCAUAUCAAUUGACCCAAGAAAGUUAUACAAAUUUGUAAAUUACUUCUAAAUAAAAAUCUUAAUCCUUCCAGUACUUAUCAGCUGCUGUAUGCUCCACAGGAAGUUGUGUGGUUCUUUUCAGUCUGACCACAGUGCUCUCUGCUGCCACUUCUGUCCGUAUCAGGAACUGUCCAGAGUACAAGCAAAUCCCGAUAGAAAACCUCUCCUGCUCUAGACAGUUCAUAACAUGGACAGAGGUGUCAGCAGAGAGCACUGUGGACAGGCUGGAAAGAACUACACAACUUACUUUGGAGCAUACAGCAGCUGAUAAGUACUGGAAGGAUUCAUAUUUUUUAUAGAAGUAAUUUACAAAUCUUUUUAACUUUCUGGCACCAGCCGAUAUGAAAAAAAAAAAAACCGUUUUCCACCGGAGAACCCCUUUAAACAUCAUGUCGGAUGAUGUAAUGGUGCGUUUUUUCACAAGUAGCUGACCUGCAAAAUCUGGACUGGGAACAAUAAUAUUUGGAUACUAUUAAUGUAUCCAACAAAUGUCAUGUAUCUAAGCUCAGUGAGUAGGAAGUGGGUAGCACCAAAAAUAUUGAUCUGUGCUACAGAAAAUGCAACGUUUUCAUGACGUUAGAAUCCGUGCGCCAAAAACGGCAAAAUGUGUUUUGUUUAUUCCCCGGAAUAACGUUUCGAUACAUGAAGCCACGCCCAUUUUUGUCGGGAAAAGGAUAUUUCACUGGUGAAAACUCUUCAGUUAUAUGGUGCGGAUGGGACUCACCCUCAAUUUUUUGUGAAUUCCAUAAAUUUUCACGAGUGAAAACCUGUUUAUUUAUCCCCCAAUGUCUUCACAUUCGUUUUGGGUGGAGUCGUCUGUCAUAUGACCUGUGUAUUAAUAUUUUAUUAAAGGGUCCAAGAGUCUUG